Lytechinus variegatus (green sea urchin) is the source of this 1310-nucleotide messenger RNA. Its product is annotated as somatostatin receptor type 5-like. The record is from RefSeq and is a predicted model, not a curated record. Gene Ontology annotation, cellular component: membrane. Gene Ontology annotation, biological process: G protein-coupled receptor signaling pathway. Bases 1 to 1236 code for a protein of 411 amino acids. NCBI's taxonomy places the organism in Eukaryota, Metazoa, Echinodermata, Echinoidea, Temnopleuroida, Toxopneustidae. Gene Ontology annotation, molecular function: G protein-coupled receptor activity. The transcript has a single exon.
AUGUAUCUCACGAGGUUAGUGGAGAUGUAUCUUUAUAUCUCCAUAGCAAUGAGUCUGGAAGCCUUGUCUCUGGCAUCCUCAGCGACAACUGAGAACACUUGGGGAACAAGUGUGAGCUCUACUGAUAUUCUUGAUGCAACUGAUCAAGGGUUCGCGUUGGAAGAGGACAACAGUGAUUCCUUGAAAAGUCCGAAUGACACGCUGCAUGAAGAGCUUGACGAUAGAUGGGACAUUACGACAGUAAGCUUCGAAUACACUGUCGAUGAUACAACCAAGGUUGGCCCAUGGUCUUGGUACCCAAUAUCUUGGACAUGGGUUACUUUUGGAGAGCUUUUCGUUGGUCUGGUCGGCAUCAUCGGAAACCUCUUGGUAAUCAUUGUUCUCUUUCAACGGCGAGCUAAUAGCCGAUCUACGGACACCCUCAUAGGCGCACUUGCUGUGGCAGAUCUGUUUACUUCAAUUGCGUUGCUACCCGUCCAGUCCGCCAAAACAGUUCCCGUAUCUUUGUACGGACAGGUCUACUGCAAACUGGUCUGGCUUCCAAUGUGCUUGUGGAUUUGGACCUUCAUGUCAGGGUUCGUGCUGACUGCUAUCUCUGUUGAACGCUACAUCGCGGUCACUCAUCCGAUCUACUUUAACAGGAUCUUGACCAGACGACGAGUAUCUGAGGUGGUUGUCUUUUUAUGGAUCUUGUCUAUGUUGAUAUGCAUUCCGGGUACCUUCAGGGUUGACGUCGACAAAGUAAACCGUCGAUGUGAAUUUUUGGAAAUACCAUACGAGGUUGAUGUGGCCUUUUCUUUCUAUGUAACAAUGGUUCAGUCGUUCAUACCAACCAUCAUCAUGGCCGUUACCCAAACCUUAAUCGCCAUCAAGCUCAAAGCCCAGUCGAAGCGUUUUGAAGGUUCUAAAUCACACCACCUUGCCGCCAGCAGAGCUGUCAUCAAGAUGAUGUUCAUCGUUAUCAUCGCGUACAUUGUUUGUUGGACACCCACUAAAGUUUUGUUUUUGAUUACAACAGUGUUCCGUAGUCAAACAGAGUUGGAAUCUCCGAUUUCCAAAUGCUUCUUGGUUCUAGCUGCUCUCAAUUCCAGCAUCAAUCCCAUCAUCUACAGCAUCCGUUACCAGGAGUUCCGCAGCGCUGUCAGGGACUUGAUUGUCGGGGGAAAGGUUCAGAGUAAAGCGAUGUUCGAUGAUCCCAUUGUCAAUACCGACACGACUAACGAUGGAUCUGCUUAAAGCAACAUAUUCAAACAUGAAGUUCGCAAGGUUUUUAAUUGCAUGUUAUUGUAACAGGGUGUUACUAAAGGGAG